AUGAGAGGUACCAGCUUCCUCCUCCUUGUCCUCGCCGGUGCUGCCAUUCUCUUCGUGGCUGUUACACCCACGGCAGCGCUUGCUUGGGAAUGGCAACCGAUCGCUGUCGCCGACACUCGUGUCCAAGGGCUCGGCAAGUGCGCGGUGGACGAGCAAAACAAGGUGACAAACUGCGGGCUCAGGUUCGCCAAGGUUGUGAGCGCCGAGGUUCAAAACAAUGGCGGCACUAUAUAUCUGCUUGACGUCGACGCGCUGCGGCUCGACGGCUCGCACAAAAUAUAUCAGGUGGAGGUGGCCGAGCAGAGCUCUUCGGGCGGUUCCGCAUGCAAGCUCGUCACCUUCGGCCCAAGUUGUUGA
Molecule: messenger RNA, 357 nt
Organism: Hordeum vulgare subsp. vulgare (domesticated barley)
Lineage: Eukaryota; Viridiplantae; Streptophyta; Magnoliopsida; Poales; Poaceae
Exons: 1
Coding region: 1-357 (118 amino acids)
Molecular function (GO): cysteine-type endopeptidase inhibitor activity
Source: RefSeq, a predicted model, not a curated record